Galleria mellonella (greater wax moth) is the source of this 3239-nucleotide messenger RNA. RefSeq names its product fumarate hydratase, mitochondrial-like. The record is from RefSeq and is a predicted model, not a curated record. Bases 367 to 1803 code for a protein of 478 amino acids. Gene Ontology annotation, molecular function: fumarate hydratase activity. Lineage: Eukaryota; Metazoa; Arthropoda; Insecta; Lepidoptera; Pyralidae. The transcript is spliced from 10 exons. Gene Ontology annotation, biological process: fumarate metabolic process; tricarboxylic acid cycle; malate metabolic process. Gene Ontology annotation, cellular component: mitochondrion; tricarboxylic acid cycle heteromeric enzyme complex.
UCGAAUCAGUCCUUCGUCUACUCUCAAUACAAGCGGUUGAUUUCGCGGUAAAAAUAUCUCUAAAGAACAGUGUAAUUUGUAAUAGAUACAGCUAACUAACCAACAGUGGGGGAUAGUAACCGGUCUGUCUCACGUCCAAUAAGUUACUCUUUGCUCGAUUUUGUCUUUAAAAUAGACUGCACCGUUAGAUUUUAGAAUAGACUUAAAACUAAUUGCGUUUAAAAAAAGAAAAAGUGACUGGCCGAAAAUUAUUUGGUUUUUAAUCUGUACACUGCAUAGAAGUGACUUUGGCGGGAACGUCGAGGUGACAUUGAAAUUUUAAAACUCGUUUUGUGUUUAUUUUUGUGUAAAUUGUUAAUAUUUACAAUGGCGUGUUCCGUGUGUAUGAAUCCCGAGGGGAAACCGGUUAAAAUGAGAAAGGAACGUGACACAUUUGGAGAAUUAGAUGUGCCAGAUGACAAGUUGUAUGGCGCGCAGACGGUACGCUCUGUUAUGAACUUCCCCAUCGGUGGCAUCGAGGAACGCAUGCCGUACCCGGUGAUCGUUGCAUUCGGUAUAUUGAAGAAGGCUGCCGCAAAAGUCAACAUUGAGUAUGGUCUCGACAAGAAAAUUGCGGAAGCUAUAAUGCAGGCGUGCGAGGACGUCAUAUCCGGCAAGCUGUACCGCGAGGGCCACUUCCCGCUCGUCAUCUGGCAGACGGGGUCUGGUACUCAGUCCAAUAUGAACACCAACGAGGUCAUAUCGAACCGCGCUAUCCAAAUCUUGGGCGGUAAACUGGGCAGCAAGGACCCGGUGCACCCCAACGACCACGUGAACAAGUCGCAGAGCUCCAACGACACGUACCCGACGGCCAUGCACAUAGCGGUGGCCAUGGAGCUCCGCGACCGCCUCAUGCCGGGGCUCGUCGCGCUGCGGGACACGCUCCUCGCCAAGUCCAAGGAGUUCGAUAAGAUCAUCAAGAUUGGCCGAACCCACUUGAUGGACGCGGUGCCGCUGACGCUGGGCCAGGAGUUCAGCGCGUACGCGACGCAGCUGACGUACGGCAUGGAGCGCGUGUGCGCCACGCUGCCGCGCCUGCACUACCUGGCGCUGGGCGGCACGGCCGUCGGCACCGGCCUCAACACGCGCGUCGGCUUUGCGGAGAAGUGCGCUGCCGAGAUCGCCGCCCUCACUGGUAUUCCCUUCGAGACAGCACCGAAUAAGUUCGAAGCGCUCGCAUGCCACGAUGCGCUGGUGGAAGUAUCCGGAGCCUUGAACACGGUGGCCGUGUCGCUGAUGAAGAUCGCCAACGACAUCCGUCUGUUGGCCUCGGGCCCCCGCUGCGGGCUUGCCGAGCUGCUGCUGCCUGAGAACGAACCUGGAUCCUCUAUUAUGCCUGGCAAAGUGAACCCGACCCAGUGCGAGGCGCUGACGAUGGUGGCGGCGCAGGUGAUGGGCAACCACGUGGCGUGCACGGUGGGCGGCAGCAACGGACACUUCGAGUUGAACGUCUUCAAGCCCAUGAUCGUCGCCAACGUGCUGCGCUCUAUCAGGCUCAUCGGUGAUGGCUGCCAGGCGUUCAACAAGAACUGCGCAGUGGGCAUCAGGGCGAACGAAGCGCAAAUAUCCAAGAUCAUGCGCGAGUCGCUGAUGCUGGUCACCGCACUCAACCCGCACAUUGGUUACGAUAAGGCUGCACAAAUAGCGAAGACGGCGCACAAAGAAGGCGGCACCCUAAAGGACACAGCUAUCAAACUAGGCAUCCUAACGGCGGAACAGUUCGACCAGUGGGUGCGACCGGAGGACAUGUUGGGGCCCAAGUAAAGUGGUUGACAGCGCGACGUUGCGAUAUCAGCCGAUCUUGUUUAUAAUCAUAAAAAAAAACAUUUCUCAGAUUACCGCUACUGUAUAUUGUUCAUUCUAUUUUUGUCUAAUUAUUAUUAUUAUUUCUAAUCUAAGUUUCAACAAUACUGAACUCGCAGAACAUAAGUUAUCUCGCACUUGACUUUUAAAAUAUGUAUUGUAUUAUAAAGUUACAUGUUGUUUAUUAUCACACACUACUCUGGAACGCGCUUCCUGAUACCAUUAACUACCAACUAAACCGUCUUGAAAGAAAAAACGUUCAUGCUCACUUUUUUACUUUAUCCGAACAGUAAGUACUUUAUAUUAUUCUCAAUUUCGUGUAUAAUGUAGUAUAUGUCAUAUAUGUGUAAGUAUAUUUGUUAUUCAUAUAUAUUUAUUCGUUUAUAUAUGUAAUUUUAGUAUGUAUGUAUAACAAUAAUCACUAGUACCGCAUUCGAGUAUUCUGACACUUCCCUAUGGUUGACUGGGAGACAAUGCUUUUAGCAUUAAGUUCGCCAUGUACACAUAUUUGUACUAAUGAAUAAAUAAAUAAAUAUUUUAAUACCAAUUCGACAUUUUUAACUUCGGUACGUACAUAUAUUACAAUGGUCUCAUAAAGGUGGGCAGAAUCAAUUGAAUGAAAUAAAUAAAUAUAUUUAUUUAAAUUUUAAUGCACAAUUGUAUAAGUAAAUGUACAUAUGGCGGACGUAACACCUAAUGGCGUUCUCUACCAGGCAAUCAGAAAAUUAAGUAGGCGGUGCAUUUACUACUAAAAUAUGUAUAAAUUUUGUUACUACAUAUUACAUAUAUACAUCCAUAGAUAUAUCUUAUUCAUACUGUCAUUUAAUCUAAUUUUAUAUAAAAUGGACUCAGAUUGGUCACUCGAAUAUGCUUAAAAUGUACAAUAUUUCUUUCAACUUUUGAAAUUUUAGAGGUAUACAAUUGAUUUUUUACUUCUUUCUAAAGUUUUGUACGUUCUUACAAUAAAUAAUGAAUUAUUAUUGAAAAAAUUAACAGUAUGUGAUAUUGUUGUCAUAUUAGAUUAAUUAAAAGUUUUACUCGAUCAACGAAGAACUGUUUGAUUUACUACUUAUAUGUUUGAAACUGGGAGAAUGCUGAAUUUUAUAUAAACAUUUGAAUGUAUAGUAAUAAUAUUUCAUUGGUAAUAAAAGAAUAUUUCCCUUCUCUAUAGAGAAGAUUUCUAAGUACUGAUGCAGUAGGAACAUCGCAACGGAUAUGCAUUUACGUUGCACAAUAAUUAACACGAGCAUUGUAAAUAAUAUUAUAGUUAACAUAGCUAUUUUAUUAUGUUUAUUACUUGUUUUGUAUAAUAUUUUUGGUUUAAAAUUGAAUUGUUAAAUUAUUUAUAUUAGAUUGUUUGCUAUGUUAAUCUUAUUAAUUAAAACAUGUGAAUAUUA